Molecule: messenger RNA, 1485 nt
Organism: Andrographis paniculata
Lineage: Eukaryota; Viridiplantae; Streptophyta; Magnoliopsida; Lamiales; Acanthaceae
Product: trihelix transcription factor GT-3b-like
Exons: 4
Coding region: 124-1152 (342 amino acids)
Source: RefSeq, a predicted model, not a curated record
CAGGGGGGGUUGUGGAGAGUCUUCUCUUCUUCACCAAAAAUGGAGCUUCUGUUACAGUAGAGAGAAAGAAACACACAUUUCCGAUUUCCCCCAAAUCAAAAACCCUAAUCAAAAUCCCCCGCCAUGUACAACUCGCCGGCGAAUGCCAGCUCCUCCUCCUCCGCCGCCGCCGGCAGGCAACAAGGCAUGUCGUCUUCCUAUCCGAUUCUCCACCACCACCACCACCUCCAGGUGCAGCACCACCCGGUGAUGAUUCCCCUCCCUCUCCAACCGCCGCCGUCGCUGGUGGCGUCUGGCGGAGACGACGACGAGCUCCCCAGGCGCGACGAAAGGUUUCCUCAGUGGAGCAAUCAGGAGACGCGCGAUUUGAUCGGAGUUAGGGCGCAAUUGGAGUUCGAAUUCACGGCGGCGAAGAGGAACAAAAACCUCUGGGAAAUGGUGGCGGUUAAGAUGAGGGAGAAAGGCUACAGAAGGACCAGCGAGCAGUGCAAGUGCAAAUGGAAAAACCUCGUCAACAAAUACAAGGCUCAAGAAGCGUCCGACGUGGACAACGGUCGAGUCUGCCCAUUUUUUGACGAGCUGCACGCGCUGUUCACCGCGAGGGCGAACAGCCCGAACGAAAUCAACAUCGGUGGGCGGAAGAGGGAUCGAACUCCCGAUGAUAUUUCCGACGAGGACGAAGAGACCGAAGUCGAGCAGACGGGCAGACCCCGAACCGCCGCUCUGAGACCAAAACCCAGCAAGGAGAAGCGGCCGAGAGCCGCGGAAAAAGAAAAAGAAAAAGAAAAAGAACCUUAUACGACGACACCGACGAUUCUCGAUGCGCUCCAGGAGAUACUGAGGAAUUUCAUGACCCAGCAGCAGAUAAUCGACUCCCAGUGGCGGGAGUCGAUGGAGCGGCGCGCGGAAGAACGGGAUAUCUUCGAGCAGGAGUGGCGGGAGAAGAUGGAGAAGCUCGAGAGGGAGAGGAUGAUGAUGGAGCAGGCUUGGCGGGAGAGGGAGGAGCAGCGACGGCUGCGGGACGAGACUCGGGCAGAGAAACGGGAUGCGUUACUCACGACUCUGCUCAACAAGCUCGUCGCGAACGACGACAAAAACCCGUUUGGCAAAUGUAUGCAGAAGAUAUUCAACAAGUUUUAUGCAAUCGUGUAAUUCAUUGUUAUAUUCAUCUGCAACUGAGAAGAAUUCAAUCCAUCCAUGGAGGCAAAUACAGAUCCAAUCGGCGAAUCGAAGAAAUUAGUGCUUGCGUGGGUGCGGUGAAUUGGAAGUAAACAAGGAUUGAAGGAAUUAGUACUUUGCAAAUAGGGCAGAUGACUCUGAGGCCGACGGCGCGUGCUUCGAGCUGCGAGCCUUUAGGCUUCUGGUUCUUCUCGGCGUUCUUCUUCUGAGCAUCGAUCUUCUGCUUCCCUCUCGUCAUCUCCGCCGCCGCCGCCGCUGCUGCUGCUAGUGCUGCUUGAUCUUCCGUCGUCUGUGAUUGGGCAUUCA